UAGUAGCAACUGGUGUAAUAAGCAACAUAUGCCAUUUCUUAAAGAAUUUGUUAAACUGAGCCGAAGAUUCAAAAGCACUCCUUAUUGACCCAUAAAGGCCCAACUUAAAGUUUUUCUUGGUGGAGGCUGAAAACUUGGUCCUUUUAACCCUAGUAGUUUAUUGAGUUCCCAUUUCGACAAACCCUACGGCGACGCCCUUCUUUUGCUUCAAUAGAGAGAUGGGUGGUAGUGAUAGCGAAGUAGAGAAAACGGCACAGAAAGAGAAGGAGAGAAAGAAGUUAUUGGCUAUAGCCCCUAUUGCUAAACCUCUCGCUGGAAAGAAACUCAGCAAACGAACCUUCAAGCUCGUCAGGCGAGCAACGGAACAUAAAUGCUUGAAGAGAGGAGUUAAAGAGGUAGUGAAAAGUAUUCGACGCGGUCAUAAAGGAUUGUGUGUUAUAGCUGGAAACAUUUCUCCUAUAGAUGUCAUUACCCACGUUCCACUCCUAUGUGAGGAAGCUGAUAUACCAUACAUUUAUGUUCCCUCAAAAGAAGAUCUAGCAAGUGCUGGAGCCACCAAGAGGCCAACUUGCUGCGUUUUGGUAUUGACAAAGCCUACUAAGGGGGAACUUGGGCAGGAAGAUCAAGAGAAACUGAAAGAAGAUUAUGAUCAAGUUGUAUCAGAAAUUCGCGAAACAACUUCCUCCUUGUUUUGAUGAACAGAAUUAUGAUAUUGAGGGUUUCACUUUUAUUGCCCUGCACCUAAUUCUGUUAGAUAGCUGCACCAUGUCCGCUCUGCUUCAUUCUGGAAGACGAUGUUUAAACAUCUGCUAUUUAUCUACAUUACCAUCCAAUCACGAUGUUUAAGUUA
Solanum dulcamara is the source of this 850-nucleotide messenger RNA. RefSeq names its product H/ACA ribonucleoprotein complex subunit 2-like protein. Lineage: Eukaryota; Viridiplantae; Streptophyta; Magnoliopsida; Solanales; Solanaceae. Bases 219 to 695 code for a protein of 158 amino acids. Gene Ontology annotation, cellular component: box H/ACA snoRNP complex; nucleolus. The transcript is spliced from 4 exons. Gene Ontology annotation, biological process: snRNA pseudouridine synthesis; rRNA pseudouridine synthesis. Gene Ontology annotation, molecular function: box H/ACA snoRNA binding. The record is from RefSeq and is a predicted model, not a curated record.